ACACUUUCCAAAUUUUCCUUCUGCAGGGGUUCUCUUCUUUCUUACCAGAUUCAGUUAAGAUUUCUCUUCAGAAAACCGGCAGCGGCUAAGAUGUUUAUAUUUAAAGAGAGAAGUCAUCCGCGAUCAAGUGAGAGGGAACUGGAACCUGGAUAUGGCUUGGGGUAGCAGAUAAAGAUGUCCAAAUUUAAAGAGAGAGGGAAGUCAUCCACAACGUUUACCUGAUCUAGUCUGAUGUUCAUCGGAGCAACGGAUCCUGUCGAUGGAAAUCAAAAUUGUUUGUUGGAUUGGGGGUUUGGCAUGGAAGGGGAAGGGGGCCUCCACAAACCCUCAUUCCCUUUAUUUCCAGUUUGGGUGAGGUUUUAAUUUGCGGUCUCUCCAUAAUCUCUUUGUUUCACAAGUCAAUUGUAGAAUUAGGGUUUACAGAGAAGAAUUAGGAAUUAGGAUAAAUGUUGGGGAAGAUUUGGAUGUGAAACUCUGGGAUCGGGGAAGAAGGUGUUGUGUGAGAAGUAUUAAUGGAGAUAUCUAAAGUUGGGGUGGGAUUGUGUUUGUUGGAAAUGUGAGUGAGUUUGAAAGUGGGUUUUACUGGGAGAUUGAUGAAGGCUCGAGAGUGAAUUUUUGGAAUGGUGUCUGGAUAGGGGAUCAUAAGUUUCAGUACUUAGCUAAAGGAGGAUAGGGUGACAGACAGGAAUAUGGAGGAAUGGGCUUUGGGAGUGGAGGAUGGAAUGGAGAUGGGGAGGCUAGGGCCUGAAUGGGAUUUAGGAGGACUUUGUGAGCAAGGUAGAUGGGGUGGGUUUGAAGGAAAAUAUGGAAGAUGUGUGGUGGUGGAAGUUUGAUAGGGACACUGUCUAUAUGAUAAAAAAGCUUAUGAAGAGAUGGUGAGAAAGGAGAGGGUGAUAGAGAAAGAUCUAUUGAAUAGAUUGCUGAGAAUUUGUUGGGUUAAUUUGGUGGGGAGGAUGCUAUGUGUAUCUUCUAUAAGGAAGAAAUGGAAUGCGUUGAUCAUGCUAUGAAGUGCAAGAACAUCAAGAGGAUAUGGAUGGAUGUGCGUAGGUAGUGGGGGGUGGAUUUUGUGUUAACCUACUUCAGUUAGGGAAUUAUGUUUGCAGAUUGUGUAUGGGAUGUGUGGGAAAAAGGAAAGACAUACGUUAGCUUUGGUGUUUUUGGGGGUCUUGUGGUACAGUUGUGGAGGAAUGGUCAAAUAUUUCAAGAAGUGCAGAUGCAAGAAGAUUGAUGGAUUGAAUUGAUGCAAAUGAAGCCUUUUCACCUGGUUCAAUGGUAGAGCAAAAGGAUGUAACUACACGUUUCAGGAAUGGUGGGACAGCCUGUGACAUUGUGUUAUAGAAUGGUUAUGGUGGUGGGGGUGGGGGUUGGGGGGGGCAUAAUAUCCCCUUUGUCUUAUCAUUUGCAUAAUUCAGCAUCGGAGCAUUGAUUAGAGAACUCAACAUACUUCCACUUCUAAUAUUUUUCAUGUUUCCAUUUUUAGAAUGUAAUCAGAAUUCCAUAUUAGUAUUUUAAUACAAGUACGUUGAUUUUCUUUUUCCUUAUGCAGUGUUUGCUGUCAACAAUGAAACACAAACUCAAAUACAAACAAGCCAUCCAGGUUCCUCGUCUUUGACUCUUUGUGCUGCUUGACUUAUGAUUACUUUAUGAAUGCAAGUAUUGUUCUGUUGAAUUUGUUUUGUAUUUUUCAUUUUUGUACUGUUUUCUUGAAGAUUUGCAGUUUGAUUGUGUAGUGUAUACCAUGUUAUGUAAAAACUAGUUGUUUAUUUAAUUUUUAUAAUUAAAGGAUAAAGAUGUGAAAUUGAA
Rubroshorea leprosula is the source of this 1803-nucleotide messenger RNA. The record is from the annotation of a GenBank genome assembly. Lineage: Eukaryota; Viridiplantae; Streptophyta; Magnoliopsida; Malvales; Dipterocarpaceae.